AUGAAAAACACAUUUCCAGUUUAUGCAAUUGAUCAACUGAAAAAUGUGGGAGUCAGGGACGUAAUUCUCGAAAUUGUUUGUAAAAUUUGUUUUAUAGAUUUUGAUUUAUUUUACUUUGAGGAAACUCACAAAUUGAACGAAAAGGACGAUUCGGAAGUAGUUUACGAUAAUGCUCACGGUACCCAUCUUUCUAUCGGAGUGAUAGGUAAAUGCAUAACGUAUUACCGUUCCGUGGACGAAUUCUUUUCUGCUGUGAUUUGUAAUAAGAGUGAAAAUGUCGUAAUGAGAAAUGAAUGCUUUUGCAUGCAUUUAAUACAUAAUUUUAAUAAUCGAACCGGGUAUACUGCCUGGGAAGAAGCUUGCACGAGUGUGUAUCCUCACAGAUACCAUUUUUUUGUGAAUUAUGUUGGUGAACUUAAUCCAAUCAAAAAAGCUCUGUUGGAACUGAACGACAGUGUAAAUAUUGAAGCAUUACUGGUGAGCAUUCUUGGUUCGGCACAAUAUAAUUUGUGCGACGUGAAUUUAGUCAACUGCAUUGAACCAGUGCAAUACAUGGGAUGCAGGACAACUCCGACUCAAAAUCAGGUAAUAGGGAAAUUGUUUUUUGCUUUCUUUUACAAGAAGGUGCAUGUAUUUAUGAUCUCCAUUUUCAGGUUCUUGCUGCUUAUUAUAGUAAGUUGUCAGCAUAAAAAAACUUCACAAACACCUGAUCAAUUAGUUUCGAUCAUUCAUUUUCUGUAUCAAUCUCUCAUUGAGAAUUAACG
Molecule: messenger RNA, 764 nt
Organism: Enterobius vermicularis (human pinworm)
Lineage: Eukaryota; Metazoa; Nematoda; Chromadorea; Rhabditida; Oxyuridae
Source: the annotation of a GenBank genome assembly